Gekko japonicus is the source of this 691-nucleotide messenger RNA. RefSeq lists its product as uncharacterized. The record is from RefSeq and is a predicted model, not a curated record. Lineage: Eukaryota; Metazoa; Chordata; Lepidosauria; Squamata; Gekkonidae. Bases 26 to 691 code for a protein of 221 amino acids. The transcript has 3 exons.
GGGAUACACUAGAACACAGGACAGGAUGCAUCGCCAUCGGAGACUGCCAAAAAAGAAUGUUCCAUUGAUGGAGUCUGAAAAAACAAAAGUGGGAGACCCAUUUCCUGCGACCACCACCUCACUCAAUGAACCUUUGGAUCCUGCACCAGCCAGCAGACACCAUGAAGUCACAGACUUUCUUACCAUGAGUAAUGUCUCUCAAGAGGAGGAGGCAGAGGAGAAGAAAGAGGCCUUCUCUUCUCAAGACACAGCCCUUCUCUUUGUUGUGGAAGAACAGGUGUGGAGCAGACUCUCAGAUCCUUCGGAAAGAGAGACACCUGUAGGACCAGAAAGCACACAGAGGGAUCCCAGGGCCUUGACAGAACUUUCUGAGGGGGAAAGCAACUUCAGUGUACAAGAAAGGAGUUUGCAGGGCCCCUGUUUGGAUUUUUAUCAAGGAGGAUGUACUGUGGCUUAUUCUUCAAGGGGUCUGCAGUCAUCUCUUUCUGGCCCAACCCCCUUGGAACAAGAUCCAACCCCUCCCAGCAAGGCCGAUGUGGAACAGUUGCAGGACCAUGCCAUUCCUGUUGGAUUUCCCCAAGCUCGGAACUUUUGUGACACAUUCCUUCAGACACAGUAUGAGGAAAGGUUGAGAACAGACUCUUUCCCUAAGCAGGAAGAAUCAGUUUGCAGAUGCCCCCUGAUCAAAUGA